Molecule: messenger RNA, 7651 nt
Organism: Phasianus colchicus (ring-necked pheasant)
Lineage: Eukaryota; Metazoa; Chordata; Aves; Galliformes; Phasianidae
Gene: CCDC88A
Product: coiled-coil and HOOK domain protein 88A
Biological process (GO): cytoplasmic microtubule organization; cytoskeleton-dependent intracellular transport
Cellular component (GO): cytoplasm; centrosome
Molecular function (GO): microtubule binding; dynein light intermediate chain binding
Source: RefSeq, a predicted model, not a curated record
GUCACUGUGCGGUCGGCGGGGAAACGGGCGGUUUGGGGUUCGGAGCCGCGCCGCGCGCCGAGCACGCGGGGCUCCGCCGUCCGAGGAGCGAGGGUUUGUUCCGCCCGUUUCGUUUUUGUCUGAUGCGAAAUCCCGGGAGCCCGGCGGGCUCCCUGCGUUCUUCCCUUCCCGCCUCCCGCCUCUCCAGCAUGUAGCGGGAGGACGGCGGUAGAGGGGCCGAGACGCGCGCGGUCGGCCUUUCGGACGCGCUGCCGUAGGAAGGAGGAAGGCUGAUCCUCCUCCGGGGCUCUCGGCGGCGUUGGCGCCGCGCUGAGGAAAUGGGGCUGGCUGCGCGCAGCUGAGCCCAUCCGCUGCCGGAGCUGCUGCGGCGCGGGGCUUCGACCGUUCUGGCAUCAGGGAGGCGCGCCGAUGUCGGCCUGUCGUGUGUAAAAUGGACAACGAAGUCUUCACCCCCCUUUUGAAGAAGUUCACGCGCAGCCCUCUCGUCACAUGGGUUCGGACGUUCGGACCCUUAGCGGAGGAGAAUGGGACCAGCCUGGAGGAAUACAUGACGCUGGUGGACGGCGUGUUUCUCAACGAAGUCAUGCUGCAGAUUAAUCCGAAGUCCACGAAUCGGAAUGUAAACAAGAGAGUCAACAAUGAUGAAUCACUAAGGAUUCAGAACUUGUGUAUUUUGGUGAAGAAAAUAAAAUAUUUCUACCAGGAAUGUUUGCAGCAGCUGAUCUUGAUGGCUUUGCCGAAUGUGUUAAUAAUCGGCAGAAAUCCUCUUUCUGAGCCAGGUACUAAUGAAAUAAAUAAAAUACUCCUGCUUCUGCUUGGUUGUGCUGUUCAGUGUCAGAAAAAGGAAGAAUUCAUUGAAAGAAUCCAACAUCUGGAUUUUGACACAAAAGCAGCUGUUGCAGCCCAUAUUCAAGAGGUAACUCAGAACCAGGAGAAUGUGUUUGAUCUGCAGUGGAUGGAUGUCAUUGUAUUUACACAAGACUCUGUUGAACCUCUUUUGAAAAAUAUGACAUUACAGUUGAGAAGACUUGUAGAUGAAAGAGAUGAGCACUUAGAGACUAUCAUAGAACUCUCAGAAGAUCGGGACUCUCUCCAUUUGCUACCUCAGGCAUCAGCAGCACAAUCACCUUGUGGAUCUCCUGGCUUGAAACACACUGAAAGCAAACAGCACCUGUCAGUUGAGCUAGCAGAUGCCAAAGCAAAGAUAAGAAGGCUUAGGCAAGAGAUUGAGGAAAAGAAUGAGCAAUUUCUUGACUAUAAACAAGAACUUGAACGGGUGGAAAGUGAACUAAGGAAGCUUCAGCAAGAGAAUAAGAGUUUACUCUCAGAUGCCCGUUCUGCCAGGAUUUAUAGAGAUGAAUUAGAUAUUCUUCGUGAGAAGGCAAUUCGAGUUGACAAGCUCGAAAGUGAAGUCAGCCGGUACAAAGAGAGACUGCAUGAUAUGGAAUUCUACAAAGCUAGAAUGGAGGAGUUAAUGGAAGACAAUCAAGUGAUGCUAGAAACAAAGAGGAUGUUUGAGGAUCAAGUAAAGACACUGCAAUCCCGUUCUGAUAAAUUACAUGUGGUAGAAAAAGAGAAUCUACAGCUGAAAGCUAAACUACAUGAAAUGGAGUUGGAGCGUGAUAUGGACAGAAAGAAGAUUGAGGAACUUAUGGAGGAUAACAUGGCUCUGGAAAUAGCUCAGAAACAAAGUAUGGAUGAAUCACUACAUCUCGGCUGGGAACUUGAGCAGAUAAACAGGUUUACUGAUCAUUCUGAAGUGUCAUAUAAAUCACUUGGUCUUGAAGUAACUGAACUGACAUCAAGCAGACUACUGAAAUUGGAAAAGGAAAACCAAAGUUUACUGAAAACAGUGGAAGAACUACGAAGCACAAUGGAUGAUUCUGUAGGAGGCAAUAGUUCAAGGAUUCUGAAAAUGGAAAAAGAAAACCAAAGACUAAACAAAAAGAUUGAGGUACUGGAAAAGGAAAUUAUCCAAGAAAAACAGAGUCUUCAGAACAAUCAAAAUUUGACUAAGGAUUUGAUGAAAGAAAAAGUACAACUUGAAAAGAAAUUUGAAACACUUCGAGAGAACUUAGAACGACAAGUUAAACUAUUAGAACAAGAGAACGAACGUUCAAAUCAAACCAUAGCUGCUUUAAGACAACGUGCACAAAUCAGUGCUGAAGCACAAAUGAAAGAAACUGAAAACGAAAACAAAAUUCUUCACGAGUCUAUUAAGGAAACCAGCAGUAAAUUAAAUAAGCUUGAAUUUGAAAUAAAACAAGUCAAGAAAGAAAUGGAACACUAUAAAGAGAAAGCAGAGAGAGCAGAAGAACUUGAGAAUGAGCUGCAUCGUCUGGAGAAGGAAAACGAAUUACUGCAGAAAAAAAUUGCUAACUUAAAUAUCACCUGUGAGAAGAUAGAGGCCUUAGAAAAAGAGAACUCGGACCUGGACAUAGAAAACAGAAAGCUGAAGAAAACUUUGGAUAGUCUGAAAAACCUCUCAUUUCAACUGGAGUCCUUAGAAAAGGAAAACUCCCAACUUGAUGAAGAAAAUUUAGAGUUAAGAAGAAGGAUUGAAUCUUCAAAGUGUACAAGCAUUAAAAUGGCACAGUUACAGUUAGAAAAUAAGGAGCUGGAGAGCGAAAAGGAGCAGCUUAAAAAAAGCCUUGAACUCAUGAAAGCGUCGUUUAAGAAAAGUGAACGCUUAGAAGUCAGCUACCAAGGUCUAGACACAGAAAACCAAAGGCUACAGAAAGCCCUUGAAAACAGCAAUAAGAAAAUUCAGCAAUUAGAAAGUGAAUUACAAGAUUUGGAAUCCGAAAAUCAAACUCUGCAGAAAAACUUAGAGGAGUUGGUAAUUUCUAGUAAGCGCCUGGAGCAACUGGAAAAAGAGAAUAAGUUGUUAGAACAGGAGACUUCUCAACUGGAAAAAGAUAAGAAACAGCUAGAGAAAGAAAAUAAAAGACUUCGACAGCAAGCAGAAAUUAAAGACAGUACUUUAGAAGAAAACAAUGUCAAAAUUAACCAUCUGGAAAAGGAAAAUAAGUCUCUGUUUAAACAAAUAGCAGUCUAUAAGGAGUCAUGUGUACGCCUGAAAGAACUAGAAAUGGAAAAUAAAGAACUGGUGAAAAGAGCUAGCAUUGAUAAGAAAACCCUCGUCACUUUACGAGAGGACUUGGUGAAUGAAAAACUGAAGACCCAACAAAUGAAUAACGAUCUAGAAAAACUUUCCCAUGAACUUGAAAAAAUAGGCUUAAACAAGGAGCGUCUCUUGUGUGAUGAGCAGAGUAGUGAUGACAGGUACAAACUUUUGGAGUCAAAAUUGGAAUCCACCCUUAAGAAGUCUCUUGAAAUAAAAGAAGAAAAAAUUGCAGCUUUGGAGGCUCGUUUGGAAGAAUCAACAAAUUUAAACCAGCAACUCCGUCAGGAACUUAAAACAGUGAAAAAGAACUAUGAAGCUCUCAAACAAAGACAAGAAGAAGAAAGGAUGGUUCAGAAUCCUCCUCCAAGAAAGGGAGAAGAAAAUCAAUCUGUCAAUAAGUGGGAGAAAGAAAACCAGGAAACUACUAGAGAAUUACUGAAAGUUAAAGAUAGAUUAAUUGAAGUGGAAAGGAAUAAUGCUACACUUCAAGCAGAGAAGCAAGCACUGAAAACACAAUUAAAGCAGCUUGAGACACAGAAUAACAAUCUGCAGGCUCAGAUUCUUGCCCUUCAGAGACAGACUGUUUCUCUACAGGAGCAGAAUACAACUCUACAGACUCAAAAUGCCAAACUUCAGCUGGAAGUGAUAAGAGAAUGUCUCACCCAGCAUGAGAAAGGGAGUUCCUCUUCUUCCUUCAGAAUUCAGCUGUUUUUCUCAUCUGUUGGAGAGCAGGUUGAAAAUUCUACCCUUAAUUCUCAAAGCACAUCUCUAAUGAAUCAGAAUGCACAACUGUUGAUUCAACAGUCUGCUUUAGAAAAUGAAAAGGAAGGUGUGCUCAAGGAGCUGGAGGAUCUGAAGUCGUUGUACGAUUCACUUCUCAAAGACCAUGAAAAACUGGAGCACCUACAUGAACGCCAAGCUUCUGAGUAUGAGUCACUGAUUGCUAAACAUGGAAGUCUUAAAUCUGCACACAAAAAUCUGGAGGUGGAGCACAAGGACUUGGAAGACAGGUACAAUCAGUUGCUUAAACAGAAAGUGCAGCUGGAAGAAUUGGAGAAAGUGCUCAAAACAGAACAGGAGAAAAUGCUGCAGCAAAAUGAAAAACAUGAGACUGUGGCAGCAGAGUAUAAGAAACUUCGUGAUGAAAAUGAUAGGCUUGCUCAUACACAUGAUCAACUCCUGAAAGAGAACGAAGUUCUGCAAACUGAUCAUAAGAAUUUGAAGACUUUAUUGAACAAUUCCAAACUGGGACAAACACAAUUAGAAGCUGAGUUCUCUAAACUCCGAGAAGAGUACCAACUGCUGGAUAUUAAAUGUACAAAAAUAAGUAAUCAGUGUGAGCUGCUUAGCCAGCUUAAAGGAAAUAUGGAGGAGGAAAACAGACAUCUACUAGAUCAAAUUCAGACAUUAAUGCUACAGAAUAGAACAUUACUUGAGCAGAAUAUGGAAAGCAAGGAUCUCUUCCAUGUAGAGCAAAGGCAGUACAUUGACAAGCUAAAUGAAUUAAGGCGACAGAAGGAGAAACUGGAGGAGAAGAUAAUGGAUCAAUAUAAAUUUUAUGAGCCAUCUCCACCCAGAAGAAGGGGCAACUGGAUUACACUGAAGAUGAGAAAACUGAUGAAAUCCAAGAAGGAUGUUAAUCGAGAACGUCAGAAGUCUGCAACCCUUACACCAACCCGUUCAGAAUCCAGUGAAGGAUUUCUUCAGCUGCCCCACCAGGACAGUCAGGAUAGCUCCUCAGUGGGCUCAAACUCUCUUGAAGAUGGCCAGGUCCUGGGAACCAAGAAGAGUACUAUGGUUGCACUGAAAAGACUGCCCUUUUUGAGGAACAGACCGAAGGAAAAAGACAAAAUGAAGGCCUUCUAUCGUCGCUCCAUGUCCAUGAAUGACCUGGUGCAGUCCAUGGUCCUAGCAGGAGGACAGUGGACAGGUAGUUCUGAGCAUCUGGAGGGUCCUGAUGAUAUAUCUGCGGGUAAAAGGAGAAAAGAAUUGGGAGCUAUGGCCUUCUCUACUACAGCUAUCAACUUUGCAACUGUCAACUCUUCUACAGGCUUCAGAUCCAAGCAGUUGCUAAAUAAUAAAGAUGCUGUGUCUUAUGAAGAUGUAAGUCCACAAGGUAUUAGUGAUGACUCUAGUACAGGAUCAAGAGUUCAUGGAGUACAGGACAUUAACUGUGCAGAUGCUCUUGCUCCUCCUGUUCGUGGCAUUUCAACAAUGUGCAAGGUUCCCUGUCAAAUCUGUUCUUCCAGACCAGCCAGCCUUGAUAGUGGCAGAACAUCCACUAGUAAUAGCAAUAACAAUGCUUCACUCCAUGAAGUCAAAGCAGGUAUGGUUAACAAUCAGAGCAGACCUCAGAGUCACAGCAGCGGAGAAUUCAGUAUGCUACAUGAACACGAUGCUUGGUCAAGCAGCAGCAGCAGUCCUAUUCAGUAUUUGAAGGGUCAUACAAGGUCCAGUCCUGUGCUUCAGCAAAAAACACCUGAAACACUGGAUCGUUGUGGAAAACAGAUCAAAACCGAUUCUCCUGGAAGUGAGGUUGUUACCCUGCAGCAGUUCUUAGAAGAAAGCAACAAAAGUACCUCAAGCGAGAUGAAAUCUGGGAGUGAAGAGAAUCUUUUAGAUGAAGUAAUGAGAAGUUUAUCUGAGUCAUCUGAGCUGACAGGAAAGGAAAAGCUAAGAAAGGCAGCUGCUGGUUGUGGAAUUGUGAGGUCACUGAGUGUAAAAAACCCAGUUGAUUUCUCAGAUGGACGAUCCAUUAAACCAGAACAACUUGUCAGGCCCACCCUUCGUAAGACAGAAGAUGCCUAUUUCACUAGCUCUCCAAUAAAAUUUACAUCAGGCACUCAAGGGAAGGCCAAAUCAGUGAAAGAAAAGAUGCAAACAUCUGCAUCACAGCGACAAUCAAGGGAUUGCAAUCCUUAUGCUACCUUACCUCGUGCGAGCAGUGUGAUUUCUACAGCAGAAGGAACUACUCGAAGGACAAGCAUUCAUGAUUUUUUGUCUAAGGACGUUAGGCAACCUGUUUCUAGUGAUCCAGCAACAUCCACGGCUGACAGAAGUGUUCCAGCAACAUCUAGUGAGUACUCAGCACACCAGUUAUCCUCUCCUUUUUUUCACUGUGUGGCUUACAGAGUAGAUUGUGUUCCACAAAGCAAUGCAACUAACACAGUUAAACCACGUAAUUUAGGAUGCAACUCUGAUGUGCCUAAGACUUCAAGGAUGGAAAGGUCAAAUUUUUGUGAGAAAACUUUCUUAAGCACAAAUAUGUUUAAUGAUAAAGUCAGUCUAUCUGGUAGUGAGAACACAGGAUCUUUUACUGUGGUGCAGCCGUUUUUAUCCCUUAACACUGAAUUAGUUAGUAAUAUCAGUGGAUUGCCUCCAAGGUCUGCAUCAAAAGCUGAUCAGGCAAACCUGUCAAUGUUUGUAUCCGUACCAAAAAAUCAGGAACAGCCUUUUACCAAUCAGAAAUCUGCUAAUAGGGACUUACAGUCAGCACUAAGUAGUGAAUUUGUUCCUACCAGCUGUGUGAACACUAGCGAGGCAGAAUCCCUGCUUCUUGUUUCUGAGGAUAAUAAAACUGUGUGGUAUGAGUAUGGUUGUGUGUGAUAAGAAAGCUGUAUUAUUAAAUCUAUAAUUAUAUAGGACACAUAGGUGCUCUGUUGAACGUCCACUGGACUUAGAGAGAAUUUCACUACAAUGAAAAAGUAACUUCAUUUAGAUCUGUGGGUUGUUUUUUCUUUUUUUCCUGAGAGCAGUGGCAUACAGCUCAGUUGUGAACUCAAGCAUGUGUUCGAAUGUAAAAUUGUAACCUCAUCCAAGUUUGCAUGAAACAUUAAUUGCACUGUAUAUAUUUUGCAUGCUUUCAAAAUCUUUAUAAUGCAAGCUAUAUUUUUAUUUGUCGUUCAUUACAAAUAUUUUGGUUUUUUUAUCUGUACGUAACUGAAUGCAUGUUAAAGCAAUUGCAUGCUGCAUUGCCAGAAGUGGCACAGUGAACUACAGUACAAAGACUGCCUUUCAGUUCUGCUUAUGCUUCCAGUUUAUCAGUAACACGUUGACUUUGUGUUUGGAGUACAAAUACAUUUUUCCUUGUUUUUCUGUUUAAAAAGAGAUACCAAUGAAAAGAAGCAUUUAGAGAGAUUUCAGUUCCUUACUUUUAAUGUUUAUACCACCUCCUGUGUAUCAAUCUGCACAAGAAACAACUUAUAAUCCAGUAACUCAGUGACUGUCCUGCACAAAGAUAUGAUUCACAUGCCAUAUUAAUGUUUAAAUAUUUUAGUAAGUAAUUAGAGUUACCAUUCAUAAUUCUAAACCUCAAAUGAUGAUUCUUUAUUAAGAGGUAACAGUGGAACAACAUGCAGCACUUGUGAUGAAAAAAUGAUCCUUUCCACCUUUUCCCAUUCGUAUAUGUUGUCAUUCCACAUCUGGUGUACAAAUGUGGUGCAGUAUGCUGUCUCACUAGGAGUCAAAUAACACUGUGAUCUGAGAAUCCAUGUGUUGUGUGGUAAUAAACUUGUAUUGAUUAUG